GCGCGUCUCCUCUGGUAGGUUCCACAAUGGUACGGGCAGCUUCGCGCUGCACAAUGGUUUCCAGGCAGUGAAAGACGGUGAUUCAGCAAGCCACUCUUCUUCUUUCGAAAACCUCCCCAUCUCUUUUGAUUUCUAUGGGGCUGGGUGGUGCUCGUUAUAUGUUUACCUUUUUCUUUCCUUUUUCUUUUAUUUUUAUAAAUUUCCUUUCCUCCUCACCCCUCAGUUCCUAGGGGCUUGAGUGAGUUAAAGAUCGGUUCUUCUUGGAAAUCACCUGUCUCUCAUUAUUUUUAAACAAUCUCUCCCACCUCCAAAGACUCUCCUCCACAUUACAGUUUGGAAUGUGCUUAAUGAAAACCCAGUAGGGAGGAUUUCUGGGGCACACACUGACGGAUCAGGAUCCUAGUUCUCAGACACGGAAUGGCUAGCGUGAGAAACACCAACAGCACGACCAUCUCAAACCUUGGUUAUGGCAACUCACACAAGAUGCUAUUGAAUUAGAACCAUUUCCUGUAGAUGAGAAACCAUACAAGCAGUGGUAUUUAUGAGCCUCCAUUUCUUAUACUACUGCAGUGAACCAAGCUUGGAUGUGAAAAUUGCCUUUUGUCAGGUGUGUGUUCCUUACAGGUAAAACAAGGGAUUCGAUAAACAAGUGGAUGUGUCAUAUAUUGCCAAACAUUACAACAUGAGCAAAAGCAAAGUGGACAACCAGUUCUACAGUGUGGAAGUGGGAGAUUCAACCUUCACAGUUCUCAAGCGCUACCAGAACCUAAAGCCCAUUGGCUCUGGGGCUCAGGGAAUAGUAUGUGCUGCGUAUGAUGCUGUUCUUGACAGAAAUGUGGCCAUUAAGAAGCUCAGCAGACCCUUUCAGAACCAAACUCAUGCCAAGAGAGCUUACCGGGAGCUGGUACUCAUGAAGUGUGUUAACCAUAAAAAUAUUAUUAGUUUAUUAAAUGUUUUCACACCUCAGAAAACGCUGGAGGAGUUCCAAGAUGUUUACUUAGUAAUGGAACUGAUGGAUGCCAACUUGUGUCAGGUGAUUCAGAUGGAGUUGGACCAUGAACGAAUGUCUUACUUGCUGUACCAAAUGCUGUGUGGCAUCAAGCAUCUCCACUCUGCUGGCAUUAUUCACAGGGACUUAAAACCAAGUAACAUAGUGGUCAAAUCAGAUUGCACAUUGAAAAUUCUCGACUUUGGAUUGGCCAGGACAGCAGGCACAAGCUUCAUGAUGACUCCAUAUGUGGUGACGCGGUACUACAGAGCUCCUGAGGUCAUACUGGGAAUGGGCUACAAGGAGAAUGUGGAUAUAUGGUCUGUGGGAUGCAUUAUGGGAGAAAUGGUUCGCCACAAAAUCCUCUUUCCCGGAAGGGACUAUAUUGACCAGUGGAACAAAGUAAUUGAGCAACUAGGAACACCAUGUCCAGAAUUCAUGAAGAAAUUGCAACCCACCGUAAGAAACUAUGUGGAGAAUCGGCCCAAGUAUGCAGGACUCACCUUCCCCAAGCUCUUUCCUGAUUCCCUCUUCCCAGCAGACUCUGAGCACAAUAAACUAAAAGCCAGCCAAGCCAGGGACUUGUUAUCAAAGAUGCUUGUGAUUGACCCAGCAAAAAGGAUAUCAGUGGAUGACGCCUUACAGCAUCCGUAUAUCAACGUGUGGUACGACCCUGCUGAAGUGGAAGCGCCUCCACCUCAGAUCUAUGACAAGCAGCUGGAUGAAAGGGAACACACCAUUGAAGAAUGGAAAGAACUUAUCUAUAAGGAAGUAAUGAAUUCAGAAGAAAAGACUAAAAAUGGCGUAGUAAAAGGACAGCCUUCUCCUUCAGGUGCAGCAGUGAACAGCAGUGAGAGCCUCCCUCCCUCCUCAUCAGUCAAUGACAUCUCCUCCAUGUCUACCGACCAGACCCUGGCAUCUGACACUGACAGCAGCCUGGAGGCCUCGGCAGGACCACUGGGUUGUUGCAGGUGACUAGCCGCCUGCCUGCGAAACCCAGCGUUCUUCAGGAGAUGAUGGGAUAGAAAGCACACACACACACACACACACACACGCACGCACGCACGCACGCGCACACACACAUAUUCACAUAUAUGCACACACUCUCAUGUACACACAAAAGCAGACAUGCAAUGUCAAGAAAAUAGCAAGAGAGAGAAUUCAACCUCAAAUAGAGAAAAAUCUGUCCGCCUGCUUCUUCUCCAAAAUUCUGUAUUGCAGCGAAGCUCAAAUGUGUAUUUAACUUCUAGUUGCUCUUGCUUUGGUCUCCUUCCAACAAUGCUUACUACAAAAACAAAUCAAACACAAUUAGAGAAGCCUUGUCCAUAAAGUGUAAUUUAAAUGGCUGUUAAAACCAACCUGUAACUGCCCUUUCAAAUGGCAUGACAAGGUGUGCAGUGGCCCCAUCCAGCAUGUGUGUGUCUCUAUCUUGCAUCUACCUGCUCUUUUGGCCUAGUCAGAUGGAUGUAGAUACAGAUCCGCAUGUGUCUGUAUUCACACAGAACUACUUAGAGAUGCUCCUGUCAGUGUCCUCAGGGCUCCAACAAGAUAUCACGCACUGGGGUACCACACGGUCCAUUUCAUGUGAUCUAUUACUCUGACAUAAACCCAUCUGUAAUAUAUUGCCAGUAUACUAUAAGCUGUUUAGUUUGUUAAUUGAUUAAGCUGUAUGUCUUAUAAGAAACUUGUAAAGGGGGAAAAUAUGGGGGAGUGAGCUCUCAGACCUGUGAAGAUGUAGCUUCCAAAUUUGAACUGAUUAAAUGGCACCUGUAUACCAAUUUGUAGAAA
This is a messenger RNA of Jaculus jaculus (lesser Egyptian jerboa), 2776 nucleotides long. RefSeq names its product mitogen-activated protein kinase 10 (gene Mapk10). Bases 683 to 1963 code for a protein of 426 amino acids. Gene Ontology annotation, molecular function: JUN kinase activity; ATP binding. Gene Ontology annotation, cellular component: nucleus; cytoplasm. Gene Ontology annotation, biological process: protein phosphorylation; JNK cascade. The record is from RefSeq and is a predicted model, not a curated record. The transcript has 14 exons. Lineage: Eukaryota; Metazoa; Chordata; Mammalia; Rodentia; Dipodidae.